This is a messenger RNA of Saccharomycopsis crataegensis, 2952 nucleotides long. RefSeq lists its product as uncharacterized. The record is from RefSeq and is a predicted model, not a curated record. Lineage: Eukaryota; Fungi; Ascomycota; Saccharomycetes; Ascoideales; Saccharomycopsidaceae. The coding region runs from base 1 to 2952 and encodes 983 amino acids. The transcript has a single exon.
AUGUAUCUGGAUUGUUUUGACAACCCUUUAAACACCGAGUACAUCCCAGAUCAAGUGUUCCAACAACUUCCUACCAUCCUUUCUGACUAUUCAAACUUGUUGGAAGUGUCCAACCUCAUCUGUUCAAAACACUCAAUUAAAAAGAUAUUUGACGCCUUCAUUACAGAAACUAAUAUCGCCGUCUGUUUCGUCAUCGCAAAACACCAAUCGGAAAUACGAUUACUUGACACCUUAGACAAUUACUACGAGUAUCAGCUUUUCAAAAUCGAGAUCAUUGAGGCCCAGCAUGACUCUGAUAUUACAGAUUCCGUCCAAUACAUAAAAUUCAAAGCCAUUGACCAGUUGGAUCUAAGUGAUGUCAACGAGAAAGGAUACCCAGUUAUCGUGGUGGAAAACGAGGACGAGUACGUUCAAAACACUGCAAAAUCAAACAAAUACUCAGAUGUGAACUCAGACAACGAUGGAACAUAUAGGGUCAAAGAAUUAUUCAGCAUUAUCAAUGAACCAAAAAAGAAAAACCCUGAUUUAAACGUCGUCGACAACAGCAAGAAAAACCAGGAUCAAGAAAAAACACCAAUUUUCAAUUCAGACCAAAAGGAAGAUAUUUAUAACUUAUUAGACCCUGAAGAUCACUCAGACUUGACCAUCAAAGUUUCAGAAACUUUAUCAGACUAUGAAAACAAGGAAAUUUUGGAAAAUGGAGUUGCAGAUAAGGAUAGUAUAAAGAGUGGCUUUGAUAAUAUCGAAAGUGGUUUCAAUAAUAUGGAAUAUGUUUUUGAUGAUGGAUAUGUCACCGCACAAGAAGCCGACCACAAUGCCACACCUUAUGAGCUUGAAAAUCCAAAGGAGGAUGUUUUUUAUUUCACUGAUCGAAGAAAGGGAAGCGAAAAGUCUGUCAGUGAAUAUGAAUCUGCUUUCGAAGAUACAACUCCCCUCAUCAAUGCUGCAACUCAUAAUCCAUUAUAUAAUCAUGAUGAUGAUUUAUUAUUGAUUAUCCCAACCUCGACCCCCAAUUUCCCGAAGUCCCAAAUUAGAAAUUUGAAAAUCAUAAACCCGAUCAUAAAGCAAGCUAUCCUUCAGCUUUUUGCCAACUAUUCCCCGCAAAAUACUGCUAGUGACAAUAAUGGUAUUGUUAUUGGUUUAUUCUUUAUUAAGGACCCAAAUUUCGAUACCAAUAAUCUCAUCAAAUCUUCCAAAGAUGUUCAUGAGGUUGGUGUCCGCGGUAGAAUUGUGUCUUACAACAUUUUCAAUGACUUAUCAAAAUCGGUUAUGGGAGGCUCAAAUUUAGUGGACUCGGAAGUUUUGAUGUUGAAUAUUGAAGUUGUUGAUCGUAUCAGAAUUACUGAUUUAUAUUUACCCGAAUUUCUCGUUAACCAACAAGAACACUCUAAAGACUUUGAACUUGAUCUUCGAAAGUUGGAAGGGAUAAACCUUGAUCAGCUUGUGACUUUUGCUAAAAUUCAACGUUUCCGAUAUGAUGAUUUCAUGCCAAUUAAUGGUCCUUAUGGCCAUUUGAAUUUAAUGAACACUGCUGGAGGAUUGACUAUCGUUAACGAUGAGUCACUUCAAAUAAUCAGGAAAUAUUCCACGAGUUCUUUGAGUACAUUGAGAAAAUUGUUGAAAGUAAUGCAAAGUGACUUGAAAACAUCUAAUAAGACUUAUGAUACUCUGAAAAUAAUAAUUAGUGAAGCUUCCUGGACCCAAUUCCGAGACAGUUUUGAAACCUCAUUUGAAUUGAUAUUUGCUCAUUUCGAGUCAUUCAAGAUUCAAUAUAGCCAACAUAACAUUCUUCAAUUCUUUAAAUGUGGAGAAGACCCUAUACAAUUAAUUAUUUUCAAAAUGCAAUUUUUGGUCGAAGUUUUGAAACAGUUUGUGGAAUUGAAAUGGAAUUUCUGCACUAAAUGGCAAGACCUAGAGAAUGAAAAUAUUGCUGCUACUCCUGAACCACAAAAGUCAAAAACUGACGCUGCUGAUUAUAUGAAAUUCCUAAGUGUUCAUUCCGAGAAAGAUACUUAUUACAAUUAUUAUGAUUUGAAAUUCCAAGAGUUGUUGGACUGCAAAACUUUCCAAAGAAUGGCAAAGUUGAUCUACAAAAUGUUUAGACUUGAGGUUUGGUUUUUACAAAACCAUGUCUUUUCUGAUGAUCGUAAUACGGGCAAAGUUAAUGAUGAAAAUCCAACUUCUGGUGGUAGAUCUAGUGAUGAUACAAUAGACGAUGUUGAGAAAUCCCAUAAAUAUCCUAAUGAUGAAAAAUAUCAUGGGAACCCUGAUCUUUUCUAUAUUGAAAACUUCGAUCAAUAUUUUUAUGAAGCCUUUGAUAAUGAUGAUGUUGCCUAUCAAUAUAAUGAUGAUCUAUAUCAGUCAGCAGCAGCAUCACCACACCAUCAAUUUUAUCCAUUCAAUGAUCAUAGUCCACAAAAUGCAUCAUCUUCUCCGGCGGUGAAUGAAAUUAACAAGAAUAAUAAUAACAAUAAGAGAUCAAACAAAUAUAAAAGGCAUUCACAACCGCAAUGUCGUGGCUCAUCCCCGCCUAUCAAAGAAUCUCACAAACGUGAUUCUGGUCUAGAUCCUUUACCACAUCAUGAAUAUUCUGGGAAACAUAAACCACGUUCUCAAAAUAGAUUGAAAAUUCCGACGCCUUCUAGAAUCUUCCGUCAAUCUCCAACAUCACCACCAAACCAAUCGCCUCUGAAUGUUUCUUAUCAGCAAUCAUCAAAUGAGAAAGCUUCUCCAUUUACCGCCAAUGAUAAAAGCUCAUAUUUUCAAUCCCAAUCUUCUAGACCUCCACUUCGUGAAAGUUCUAGCACUUCUCGUUUCUAUCCUCAAAAAAUGGCAUCCAAGGAAAAACUGGGAAAAUCCCAGAAUCGGAGAAGCAAAAGCUAUUUCAAUCUCGGAGGUUUAUUGAAUGCUAAUAGAAGAAAUCUCAAUCACAAUAACCAGACUGGGAACUGA